GGAGGACACAUCGACGGCGGGGCCUCCGAGUAUUACCUGCCGCCAAACAUCAGACCUAAUGGAGCUCCAGCGCUGGAGAGCCCUAGAAUUGAGAUCACUUCUUACAUGGGACUUCAUCAUAACAACAACCAGUUUUUCCACGAUGAGGUUGAGGAGGCCAUCCCAAACGCCAAGCGCUCGCCUUCCACUGCCACUUUGAACUUACCGAACAUCGAGGCGUACAGAGACCCAUCCUGCCUGAGUCCAGCGAGUAGCUUGUCUUCCAGAAGCUGCAACUCGGAAGCGUCUUCCUACGAGUCCAACUACUCGUAUCCAUACACUUCCCCCCAGACCUCUCCAUGGCAGUCCCCGUGCGUCUCUCCGAAGACCACCGACACCGAGGAGGGCUACCAGCGCAGCAUGGUGGCCUGCACCUUGCUCAGUUCCCCGAGGCACUCUCCGUCGACGUCUCCCCGGACGAGCAUCACGGAGGAGAACUGGCUGGGGGCUCGCAACUCCAGGCCUCCGUCUCCCUGCAACAAGAGAAAGUACAGCCUCAACGGCCGGCAGACCUCCUACUCCCCACACCACUCCCCCACGCCUUCUCCGCAAAACUCGCCGCGGGUGAGCGUCACAGAUGAGACGUGGCUGGGGAACACCAACCAGUACACCAGCUCCGCCAUCGUCGCCGCCAUCAACGCCCUCACCACCGACAGCACCAUAGAUAUGAACGACGGGAUUCCCAUCAAGUCGAGGAAGACCGCCAUCGACCACACCCCGUCCAUGACUCUCAAAACGGAACCGGCUGGCGAGGAUCACGGGACCAUAUCGCCCUCUGCCGAUUUGUCACCGGAAGACUUCUCCAGCUUUCAGCACAUCAGGAAAGGAAACUUCUGCGAGCAGUACCUGUCCGUGCCACAGCAUCCCUACCAGUGGGCCAAACCAAAGUCUCUGUCUCCGACAUCCUACAUGAGCCCAUCCCUGCCAGCCCUUGAUUGGCAGCUGCCAUCUCACUCAGGACCUUAUGAACUGCGUAUUGAAGUGCAGCCGAAAUCCCACCACCGAGCUCAUUACGAGACGGAAGGCAGUCGAGGGGCUGUGAAGGCAUCUGCGGGGGGCCACCCUAUUGUGCAGCUACAUGGUUACUUAGAAAGCGAGCCGCUCACGCUACAGCUGUUCAUUGGGACUGCAGACGACCGCCUGCUGCGACCCCAUGCUUUCUACCAGGUUCAUCGAAUCACCGGGAAGACCGUUUCCACCACCAGCCACGAAACAAUACUUUCCAACACCAAAGUCCUGGAAAUUCCACUUCUUCCAGAGAACAACAUGAGAGCAAUCAUCGACUGUGCUGGGAUAUUAAAGCUCCGAAACUCUGACAUCGAGCUGCGCAAGGGGGAGACGGACAUCGGUCGGAAGAACACGCGUGUGCGGCUGGUGUUCAGGGUUCAUAUCCCGCAGGCCAAUGGCAGGACCCUCUCCUUGCAAGUAGCCUCCAACCCCAUCGAGUGCUCUCAGAGAUCUGCCCAAGAACUGCCUCUGGUGGAGAAGCAAAGUACUGACAGCUUUCCUGUUAUUGGAGGGAAAAAAAUGAUACUGACUGGCCAUAACUUUCUGCAAGACUCCAAAGUCAUCUUUGUGGAGAAAGCACCAGAUGGUCACCAUGUGUGGGAAAUGGAAGCCAAAACCGACAAAGAAAUGUGCAAGCCAAAUUCGUUGGUGGUUGAGAUACCACCUUUCCGCAAUCAGAGAAUUACCAGCCCUGUUCAGGUCAACUUCUAUGUCUGCAACGGAAAGAGAAAGAGAAGCCAGUACCAGCUUUUCACCUAUCUUCCUGCUAAUGUUCCAAUUAUAAAAACAGAACCCACAGAUGACUAUGAGCCUGCUCAAACCUGUGGACCAAUGAACCAAGGCUUAAGCCCUCUCUCUAAACCGUACUACAGCCAGCAGAUCAUGAUGCCCCCUGAUCCUGGUUCGUGCCUCGUGGCUGGCUUUGCCUCCUGUCAGCAGAGAAACGCCGUGAUGUCACCCUCUCCCAACGCAAGCCCCAAGCUGCACGACCUUUCGUCCUCUCCUUACAAGUGCAUCCCCAACCCAGGCCACAGUCACCUCGGACUUCAGCAGCCCGCUGGAGGUGUCCCCACCAUACAAGAAGUGCCAAGGUCUAUAGUUGUGCACCCAAGCUCCCCCGAGCAAUCAUCUCACAUCAUGCUGCAGCCGCAGUAAAUGAAAUUAUAAGGAAUGACCUUUCCAGUACCAAUGUCCAUUCGUAGCUUGCAAUACGGGCCUAGUAUGAAAUCCACACACACUUUUGACUUGGCUGGCGUGUCAGCUCAAGUAGAGAGAUACCGAAUAAACUGAAGACGUUGCCUGGUACCACUCUGAUCUUCCACCUUACUGAAUGUCAGGAACUGAAGAUUUACCUCUUGCUUACAAAGAAGUACCUCCUCAACUUCAACUGAUGAACGAAACAGCUUCUUUAAAGAAAAUCAUCUCAAAAGAAAGAGGAGGGAGUACGCUCCGAGACGGCGCAUUUCACGGGACAAAACUAGGAAACUCAGCAAAAUCUGAGUGCUUCUUCCCAGUGCUGAUCUUUUUGGCAUGGCACCGCUGGCAUACAGCCCUGGAAGUGCCUUAUUUUACCAGGUUGUGGCAUCAGGGCAUUUUUAAUAAGCUUUGAAUUUGCUACCAUUAAAAGAGUUGGUAGGUGCAGAAACUAUAGAGCUUGCAUUCUGGAGAGUGUUAUUGGAAAAAAGCAUAGGACUCUGCAGCAAAGUAGGGAGAGCAAUCCCUACUCCAGUAAGAUGCAUUUAUGAAUUCCAGAAUUUCUUCAGCUUUUCCUCUGCUGUAAUGUACAGCCUAUUGCCUUAUUCUCAGUGCAUUUCAAAAGCCUCCUGAUUUGUCAUCAUCUCAGCUUUCUUUUGCGUAUUGUCUUUAUUAUGUGCUAAUGAAUCAUAGGAUUGUUAGUAGUAGCAUGUUAAGAUUUUGAUUUUAAUCCGGCUUCAGUCAUAGCACAAGUGAGUUGAAUAGCACAAAAUAAAAAAGGUUGAUGGACAAAAAAUUGAAAUCUAUCUUUUACAUGAUAGAUGAAUGUGUAUGCAUGUACAUACA
Messenger RNA from Haliaeetus leucocephalus (bald eagle), 3087 nucleotides. It is a transcript of the gene NFATC1, whose product is annotated as nuclear factor of activated T-cells, cytoplasmic, calcineurin-dependent 1. Gene Ontology annotation, biological process: regulation of transcription by RNA polymerase II; calcineurin-NFAT signaling cascade; cytokine production. Gene Ontology annotation, cellular component: transcription regulator complex. Gene Ontology annotation, molecular function: transcription factor binding; DNA-binding transcription factor activity, RNA polymerase II-specific; RNA polymerase II cis-regulatory region sequence-specific DNA binding. NCBI's taxonomy places the organism in Eukaryota, Metazoa, Chordata, Aves, Accipitriformes, Accipitridae. The coding region runs from base 106 to 2202 and encodes 698 amino acids. The transcript has 9 exons. The record is from RefSeq and is a predicted model, not a curated record.